AUGGACUAUGAGACUCAAUACUGCUUUCCUGGCAUCAACUCAUCAUGUAUCAAGGGAAUGCGCUCUAGAUAUGAAUACUAUAUUAUUUAUGUGUGUUUUUCAUUACUGUCAGCAUGGACCGUGUUUAUGAACAUGCUGGUGAUAAUCUCCAUCUCUCACUUCAAGAAGCUUCACACUCCAACAAACCUGAUUAUUCUCUCUUUGGCUGUGGCCGACCUGCUUAUUGGACUUAUUGUGAUACCCAUAGAGGGCAUUAGACUGACUGAGAAGUGUUGGUACUUUGGAGACACUUUCUGUGUACUGUUUACUAUAAUCUUUGGAUUGGUCUUCUCAGCAUCUUUCACUAAUUUAAUUUUAAUUGCUGGUGAUCGUUAUGUGGCUGUGUGUCACCCUUUACAGUACCCACAGAAAAUAACCACAACUAAAACUGUAAUAACCAUCUGUCUGAGCUGGGGUUGUUGUUUAACUUAUAAUGUUACAGUUGUAAUUUAUAAUGGAUAUUCAAACAUGUGUUAUGGAGAGUGUUAUGUUACGUUUGGAUUUGCCUCCUUAGUCACUGAUAUGGUCAUGUCUUUUAUUUUUCCAUGUACCCUACUCAUAACUUUAUAUUUGAGGAUAUUUUAUGUAGUACAUCAGCAAGUGAAAGUUAUAAACUCUCUGAUGACGGGUGGUAAAAGUUUAACGGAAGGUGUAUUGAGGAGGAAAUCUGAGAGUAAAGCUGCUCUAACAUUAGGAAUCAUUGUGAUAGUUUAUCUGCUUUGCUUUGUUCCGUUCUUUAUAUGUUCUGUAUCUGUAAACUCUGACAUAAUCCUAACUGUUUUCGCAUGGGUUGUGUACUCAAACUCAGGUCUGAAUCCUCUGGUAUAA
Rhinichthys klamathensis goyatoka is the source of this 867-nucleotide messenger RNA. RefSeq names its product trace amine-associated receptor 13c-like. Gene Ontology annotation, biological process: G protein-coupled receptor signaling pathway. The coding region runs from base 1 to 867 and encodes 288 amino acids. Lineage: Eukaryota; Metazoa; Chordata; Actinopteri; Cypriniformes; Leuciscidae. The record is from RefSeq and is a predicted model, not a curated record. Gene Ontology annotation, molecular function: trace-amine receptor activity. The transcript is spliced from 2 exons. Gene Ontology annotation, cellular component: membrane.